Capsicum annuum is the source of this 649-nucleotide messenger RNA. RefSeq names its product protein NOI4. NCBI's taxonomy places the organism in Eukaryota, Viridiplantae, Streptophyta, Magnoliopsida, Solanales, Solanaceae. The record is from RefSeq and is a predicted model, not a curated record. The transcript has 3 exons. The coding region runs from base 214 to 447 and encodes 77 amino acids.
UGGAGUCUCUUUCCCAUUUCAUAUUCUUCUUCCGUUUCCAUUUGCAGAAACAGAAAGAGAAAAAGGGGAGAAUUUCUCCUUCCUUUUUUUUCUUCAGUUAUACAACCCCAAAAAAGAAAACAACGAGACACAUAUAAAAUCCAUAAUCGCCAUAACAGUCUUUGUUUCCGGAAAAGUUUUUUCUUCCCUCUCUGUUUCUGUCUAAAGAAAUUCAUGGCGGAAAAAGGCCGCCCACUUCCUAAGUUUGGCGAGUGGGAUGUUAAUGACCCAUCUUCAGCUGAGGGAUUCACAGUGAUUUUUAAUAAAGCUCGAAAUGAGAAGAAGACAGGUUGCAAGGUAGAAUCACCACCGAAGGGUGACUCUGCAUACAAAAAUAAAGCAACGCUCGGAAAACUUCAAUCAAAAAAAUGGUUCUGCUGUAUGCAAUCAACUGCUGCCGAAUCAUGAACCUCUUAGCUGCUACACGCUGCACUGGAAAAUGUUGUUAGUUUGGAACCAGAUGCGAAAAGUGCACUGGAGCUGUAGUCCAGAUAUGACGAGUAAUGUUGGCAUUUUUGCUGUUGUAUUUUGGAAUAUUUACUCAUAAUGCAGGUUUUCGCUACCAAAAGAUAUUCUGAUAUAUAUUUAUUUAUUAUUGUUAUUUUUUUUA